Messenger RNA from Gaeumannomyces tritici R3-111a-1, 357 nucleotides. RefSeq lists its product as hypothetical. The record is from RefSeq and is a predicted model, not a curated record. NCBI's taxonomy places the organism in Eukaryota, Fungi, Ascomycota, Sordariomycetes, Magnaporthales, Magnaporthaceae. The transcript has a single exon. The coding region runs from base 1 to 357 and encodes 118 amino acids.
AUGGGAAAGGGGAAGGCUGCCGUCCCCCGCACUUUUGUAGCUUCCUCCUGGCGCUUCCCGCCCUUCAACCGCCCCUUCCAACCGCCUGGCUUUUGGCCCCCACCGUCCAUCAAGGCGGGUGUCAUUGGCCGAACAGAGGCAACAGGUUCUGGGCGCGAGCUGCUAAUUUGGGCGGCCGACCAGCGGGAAGGCGCCAAUCAGUGGGGUUGGUGGAGGCGGCAUCGCGUGUGGCAGGCAGGCAGGCUGCAGGCGGGCAGCCACUGCAGGCCCCAAAUCACCUGCCCCGUCUGGCGCUGUUGGCACGUCGCACAAGGCUUUGUCCAGGGCCUGGAUCUGGCCGGUGAGCCGGGCGCUUAG